CGAAUAUUUCAAUUCACGCGUGUGAACGGCUCUUUCCGGAUUAAGGCUGGGACUUGUCUCCAGCUGCUCGUCUCGUCACCCUUUUCUACCCUCCCUCUCUUUUCCCUUAUAUGCUUUUGAUUUAUUUUUAUUAAUUAUUAUUCUUAAAAAAAAUAAAAAACCUUCCCCUCUGAUGUAUGCAACAUUUACUGACAGGGCAACGUGACUUUUCACAACGGUUCUCCAUGGGCACCAGUGGGCUGGAGAAAAGCUCUCUCCAAAAAAAAAAAAAACCCUCAGCAGGCAGAGCAGUCUGCCGCGCUCCCCGCUUCUUCCCCGGGGCAACCUUAGGGAGAUCUUCUCCUUCUGUCCCUCCAUCCCCAAAGUGCCAGGAUCUUGCAGCUUGAAUCCCUCCUCCACCUCCUUCAAGCUCAGAGGAACUUCUUUGCAGGAGACCUUCCCUCCUCUCCUUGACAUGGCUCCAGCUCCUCCCAGGUCGCCUGCCACUUUUGCCCAGGCUGUGGGGUCCGCGCUCCUCUUCUUCCUCCUCCAAGUCGCUUCUGUCGAAGCGGAUGGAAAAUUGUUUGCCCUUGGUCCCAGGAACGGCUCCCAGAUUCUGGACUUAGCAAUGGCUCAGGAAUCAUGCUCUGCAGUAGGAGCUCGAUUAGCCAGCAGAGAAGAACUAAGGAGAGCCAUAAGAGAUUGUUCCUUUGCUGUGUGUACCAGAGGCUGGCUGGCGGAUGGCACAGUCGGGACAACUGUGUGCAACAGGACAGGCAGCAAGCCACAGAGCGUGAAAAUUAUUGAUGUUCAGAUUGAAAUGGAUCCCUCUCCAAGUGGCAGAUACGAUGCUCUUUGUGUGAAAGUUGAAGGCAAACCAUGUGGAGACCCACCUUCCUUUCCUCACACAGUUCUCCACGGCCACACCGGGUUUGAAAUGGGUGACGAGCUGCACUAUGUCUGUGCUCAGGGAUAUGUCAUGAGUAACAAAGAUGCUGCUUUCACUCUGCUCUGUCACACCUGUGGGGAAUGGUUUGGUCAAGUCCAAGCUUGUGUCAAAGAUGAAACUGAGGGACAUAUCGAUUAUGAAGACAAUUUCCCCGAUGACCGAUCUAUUUCUACCGAAGAACAUGAACACAAUGCCAAAGAGGCAGAGGAGAAGGAAAAUGAGCAGGAGAAAACCACCCAUGAUGGGGAGACCCAGUUUGCUGACGACGACAACCACAUUGGCAUGAAAACUGCAUAUAACAAGAAAGGCACCAAAAUGAUAUACGAAGGUGAGGACUUCCCCAUUGGACCCGCCAUUGUGAACAAUGAUACAAAAGCAACAAAAAGUACAGACUCUCAUACAGAUGAGUCCUGGCUAGAUGGUUACCCAGUCACUCAAGAAGCUGUAGAAGAAGUCAACGAGGAGGAAUGGGAUAAAAUUGAUGGAUCUAUGGGAAUGGAAUAUGACAUUGGCACUGACCAGCUGAACCAUGCUGAUGUCAGGAAGACAGGCAGCAUCCCAGAAAAGGAUUUUGUGCAGGCUGGAACAGUCCCGUCACUGACACACACUGAUGGGAGCAAAAGAAUACUAGGGACUCUAACACCAACCAUUGUUCCAGAGAACGUCAGUGUAAGCAAAGAUGACAACACCAUGUAUGUCUCAACAACACCUAUGGGACUCAUCACUCAAGAGUUGUCAUCCGUAACCACACCCACGAGCUUGAAUUUGGCCACACUGGAGACUUCUACAGUUUUCCAUCUCCUUGACCCCAUUCCCUUGCCAGAGGAAGUAGAUCUGAUUACCUCCUCCAUGCAAGUAGUUACCACUAUACCUUCUCAAAAUAGCUUUACUGAUACACCAGAUGUCAUUGAGGGAGAAGCUUUGACCUAUGGACUUGGUGGGAAGCCUUUGAGCACUUUUGAACCAUGUGUGGGAGCAAGUUGUUCCAGUUCUGGUAAAGAUCCCAUGAUAGCCAUUGGGGUGACUGUUGUAUGCCUAAUUGUGCUUGCUUUGGUCUUGGCAGUGUGGUGCUUCAAGAAACGGCAACAGAAGACCUCUGUUUAUAAGUUGAAUGGGAAGGAUCAUGCUAGGCAGCAGCUGCAACAGAUUGAAAUGCAGAAAGUCUAACCUAGCUGUAUACGUUAUUAUUGGAAAGAAAUGCAUGGAGGAGAGACAUGGAAACUGACCGAACAAAUGGAUACUAAUGUCCACUAGUUCAGAAAGAAGACCUGUGUAUGGAACAGCAGGACCUGCACUAACUGAAAUCACAAUUUAUUGUGAUAUCGGGAUUAAUUCGGAUAUCUAUCGUUUUUAACCACCUUGAGGAUUGCCAGGGCUGAUUCACAGAAGCAUAUUUUAUCUCUUGAUGAGUAUAUAUGGCGGUGACUUGGUUUUCUGAAAUCGGUAGUCUGUGACAGACAUGGUGGACAGAGUUUUCUUAUGGGUGUGUAGUGCCUAUCCUAGAUGCAAGCUAGUCAAAUGGCAAGGCCAUAAUCUGACAACUGACACAUCAAAUCCCUUAAGAUGGCAGGAUGGACUUACAGAAACUGCUUCUUGCAUUAAAAAUAUCAAUGCAAUUAUUCUCUCUCCUGUGUUAAAACGGGUCACACAGCCCAAUGACACAUUUGAAAGAAGCUCUAUAGAACAGGGAGACAAUCUGUGUGCAAAGUGGAGGGGAUUUAUUUGUAAUAUUUGCCAUUUUUAAGGUAAGGAUUAAUUAACCCAUAGACAGUUGGUACUUGCCAUGUUCUAGAGAUUUACAGAUAGAAUUUUUCUAUCUGCAUUGCUCGACCACUGCUCCAGUUUAUUUCAGCGGAUUUGUACUAUAGUAGCUCUACCCUUCAAUGGAUUAACUGUGUGUAGGGGGCCGAUCACAAUGGACUGUUAGCUAGAAACAUGACAUUAUUGAGCUGUUUGGAUUUUAUUACCGGUAGUUGUUUUAAUAUCUAGAAAGAAGAGUCUUUUUUCUAUUUGUAGGAGAGUGUAGACACAGAGGGGAUCAUGAUAGAAUGGACUUUAAUUAAUGAUAUACGACUAGACAUCAUUAAUGUUUAAAAAUAAACCAGCAUUGUCAGUAUUCCACCCACUCUAUAGAAGUGCUCUCUUAAGAAGUAGAUAGAAGAUCUCACACCACUUUGCCUGCAAACUAUCAAAGACUAUUUAGGGUUUUCUCCUCCCCGCCCCAGGGCAAUGCUAUCUUUGCAACGAAAUUGGGUGUCUAAUUAAUAAAUUAAUUAUGCAGCCAAUAGUACAUGGUCUUUGGGAGUGCAUUUGCCAUCUUAUUUCAUAGAAAGUGAAAACUUCCAUUCUUUAGUUCAAUCUGGGUCGGUUUAGAGUGGCUGAAGUUCUGAUGUAGACAACGUAUGUUAUCUGUUGCUAAAGAUGCCAUACCAUGACAGACUAAUAGACGGGUUCAAAAGUCACACCAUGGCUAAGGCAGAAAUCUGAACUCCAUUUACCAGGGAGUAAGCCCUGCUGAAUUCAAUAGGACUUACAUCUGAGUAGACAUGGUUAGGCUCAUGCUGUAAGUCAUUAUUUCCCCUAAUACGGUGAUGCCUAUUAUAAGGCAACAAAAUGCACAAGAAAAUGAAGCUGAACCCCCUUCUGAAAGCAUAUAUUAGUGCCCAUUAUUAAUAUGCAGUUACCCACAGUUACAAAUGCAGCCACACAUAAAUGCUUCUUUGCAUGUUAUGUGUGAAUGCACAUAAAGAACAAAAAUAUCUUGGGUAUGGUGACUGCAUGGCCAAUUCUACCAUUUAAUCUAGCAGAAGACAUUUUUUUGG
Messenger RNA from Zootoca vivipara (common lizard), 3750 nucleotides. It is a transcript of the gene SUSD5, whose product is annotated as sushi domain containing 5. The record is from RefSeq and is a predicted model, not a curated record. Lineage: Eukaryota; Metazoa; Chordata; Lepidosauria; Squamata; Lacertidae. Gene Ontology annotation, molecular function: hyaluronic acid binding. Gene Ontology annotation, biological process: Notch signaling pathway; cell adhesion.